Molecule: messenger RNA, 339 nt
Organism: Rodentolepis nana
Lineage: Eukaryota; Metazoa; Platyhelminthes; Cestoda; Cyclophyllidea; Hymenolepididae
Source: the annotation of a GenBank genome assembly
AUGACAUGGAAAGUGCCAACUAAGCUAUCAUGGAACUUCAAGAAGGCUGACUGGUCAAGAUUCACAAACCUUUUAAACAAUGAACUUCACACAAGUCCCCUCAACUUUAUCCAACAUCUUGACAAACUUUGCACUGAUAUCACGAAUAUCAUGAUCAGGUGUGCAAAUAAAACUAAUCUCCGAGGCAAGACAAAACACUAUCGAGUGUUUUGGUCUAAGCACCUUGAGAAACAGAAAAGAAAGAUGGACGCCCUUCGCAACACUGCUGAUCAGACUGGAAGAACGUCUGAUCAGACUGGAAGAACGGAAGACGUACAAGCCUGGAGACAGCUGUCUUAA